ACUGCUGCUGCCUGUUGCUGAGUGGAUAGCAGCAGAAAACCCUGGAUUCAAAUCUCUGUGGGGCUUUUGUUUUGCUUAUUUUGUUUCUUUUCAUUUUGCCUUAAGAAGAUGAACAAUGAAACCACAACCCUGAUAUCCUUGAAGGAGGCAAUGAAAAGAGUAGACCACAAACUCCAAGCUUUAGAAGCACACUUUAAAGAACUGGACUUCAUCAAGGAUAAUCUGACACAGAAAUUUGAAGAUCAUAGCAAGACUUUGGCAAACCAGGGAGCCCAAGAUGAGCUAUGGACAGCAGUUCUGUCACUCAAGUUCACUUCAAUGGAACUGAAUAUUUUAUACAGCUACGUCAUUGAAGUACUUGUCCACUUGCACACUCGUGUGCUUGAGAAGCUGCCAGAUCUGGUGAGAAGUCUUCCCACCUUAGCCUCCAUCCUUAGACGAAAAGUCAAGAACAAGCGCAUCAGAGUUGUAUGGGAGUCUGUUCUGGAGGAGUAUGGGUUGCAAGAAGGAGAUAUCACAGCACUGUGUAUCUUCUUUGUAGCACACGGUAACAAGGCAGAACACUACAUUGCUAAAGUAAGGCAGAUGUAUAUAAGAGAUAUCAAUUUCAUGAUCUCUAAUAUGGUAAAGAACCAGGCUCUGCAGGAUGGUUUGCUGAAGGCUGUUCAGAUCAUUGAGAAGGGGAAAGCAGAGACGGCCCCCAAAGAUAAAAAGUCACCCCUAAAAGAGUUGAUACCACCAGUCAAAAGCUAAUCUGUUACACUGGUCUCAGAGAUUCCAUGUCUAGUAUAAUUUAUCUUGCAAAUGGGAAGCAAUACAUAUAUACAAUUUAUUACAAGCUUAUUUUUAUAGCAAAAGUGAGAAGAGUAUUAAAUUAUAAUACAUUGACACAAUGGAUACUUUCUGUGUAGCAAUAUAAGAGAAUGAAAAAGCUUUCAUGUAACUGUAUAGUAACACAGAGUAAUCACCAAGAUGUGUUUAAAAAUAUUUCCAACAUUAUUGCUCAAUGGGAAAAAAAGGGCAAAAAUAAAUACAUAGGCUACUAUAUCUAUAAACUUCUGAAGAAAUACAUUAAAGAGUGGUAGCAUUGGUUGUUUUAGGGAAGAAAACUAAUUCGAGGCUAGGGAUCAAAGGUAGGAAGAAGUCUUUUCACUGUUAAUUCAUUUUGUACUUUAUGAAUUUUUAAACAUGUGAAUGUAUGAUGUAGUAAAGCAAAAAAAAAACCCCGACUAUAUUUUGUAUGUUGAUG
Cervus elaphus (red deer) is the source of this 1249-nucleotide messenger RNA. It is a transcript of the gene SMCO1, whose product is annotated as single-pass membrane protein with coiled-coil domains 1. The record is from RefSeq and is a predicted model, not a curated record. The transcript is spliced from 3 exons. Lineage: Eukaryota; Metazoa; Chordata; Mammalia; Artiodactyla; Cervidae. Bases 109 to 753 code for a protein of 214 amino acids.